CUAUGUUUUGGGCUUUGAUUGAAGGAAGUCAAGGAACUGAUUCUUUUCGGCUUUGCGCUUGACUCGUAAAUCGCAAUCCAUUUCCCGUCCCGAUUUCUUCUUCAUUUUUAUGCGCGAAAUCACAGAGGAAUUGGAAUUGAUGGUUCAUAUAUUCAGCUGAUAAUUUCAUAUAAUCCGAAGGUUUUCAGAGCUUUCGCUGCAUUGAUAAAAGAAUGGAGGAUUUACUCGUCCCCAUACUUUCGAUGUUCCUUGUUUUGGUCUUAAUACCUUUGUACAUCUGGAAAACUCGGAAGAGUUCUCAGGUUCACGCAGAGAAUGAAGAAGAAGCUCAGGUUAGGCGGAGGGAAGCUGUAGUUAGGGCAACUGGCGCCCGUCGCAUGCGGAGAAGACCGGCUUCUUCAGCUGCCAGCACAUCUUCAGCAUCUGCUGCGCUAGAAGAGGGUGUUGAAGAAAGUGAUGAUGAAGCUUCUGGAGAUGGUUAUUAUGCUGCCAAAGCUUCAAAGAAGAAGGAAAAGAAGCGUCAAGAGAGGGAAGCUCAAAGACAGGCUGAACAAUCUGCUCGUGAAUCAAGGCAGUCAAAAUCAAGCCGCUAUGAUGAAAUUAGGAGGAGAAAAGAUGAGGAGCGUGAAGCUAAAGAACGUGCCUUAGAAGAAGAAGCCAAAGCUCGUCAGGCAAAAGAGGAAGAAGCUGCAGCCUUUGAGUUCGAAAAAUGGAAGAGUGCAUUUUCAGUUGAUGCUGAAGGUACAACUGAAGGUGAAGUUCAAGAUGAAAGCCAUGGCUUACUUUCUGAUUUUGUGGAGUACAUCAAGAAGCAUAAAUGUGUCCCACUGGAGGAUCUUGCUGCAGAAUUCAAGUUGAGAACCCAGGAGUGUAUUAACCGGAUCAACUCACUGGAAGAGAUGGGGAGGCUUUCGGGGGUGAUGGAUGAUAGAGGAAAGUACAUAUACAUCUCUCAGGAAGAAAUGAAAGCUGUUGCAGACUAUAUCAAGCGUGUGGGUAGGGUGAGCAUAUCACACCUUGCCAGCAAAUCUAACGAGUUCAUUGACUUGGAGCAUAAAUCCCAGUUGGUUGAGGUCAACACGGUUAGUGUUGGGGAGAUAGCUGUUGUUUGACUCUCUGUGAUUACAAAAUCUCCGUAUUGAUCGACCAGGUUUAUACUUUUUUCUAUCCAAACUGUUUUUUUUUUUACUUAAAUGAUGAAAGCCAAAUAAAACCUUGCUGGCCAAAAACACUUGAAACCUUCCCAUGUCUAUCAAUCUAUAAGACACAUGUUUUAGGUCAAAAAUCUUGCUCAUUUCUGUAUACACACUGAUUAUAUUUGUUAAGGAAAAGAGAAAUGGUGAACAAAUAACACCACAGACACAAAGUACAAACUUUUAGUAAGGUAUCCUAUUACAUAAGUUACUUCUAUUUUCCACGGGUAGGCUACAUUAUC
This is a messenger RNA of Cuscuta campestris, 1435 nucleotides long. The record is from the annotation of a GenBank genome assembly. Lineage: Eukaryota; Viridiplantae; Streptophyta; Magnoliopsida; Solanales; Convolvulaceae.